AUGUCUUCCUCAAGUGUCUGUCAAGGUUUCCAAUCGUGUCUUACGGAACCUCGUGUUCUGUGGCUAAAAUUGGCUCCACCCUUUGAAUUGCCUUCCCUUUCAGAGUCUGAGACGCACCCACUUACCCCGCCCAACACCAACUGUGAAAAAGACUGGCAACAGGACAAAAAUCCAAAUGCUGACAGGGGUGGCUGGACUUUUCUUCAAUCUCUUUGCAAUAAAACUGACAAGUAUGAAACCCAAAAAAUCUAUAUCCACCCUCUGGUAAAGCGCUCCUCUUCCUCCCUGAGUGCCAAGAGCUUAGAGAUGUGCACGGAGAGCUUGGGAUGCGAGACGGGCAGUGAUGGAAGCGAAGGCAGUGAUGACAUUGCCCUGUUUUCAUUAGAAAAAAACUCGUCCUCUUUGGCUACUCCAGACGGUGACAGAAAUCGUGUGUCAAAAAGAUCAAAUCGCAGUGUUACUAACUUUCCUCCUCCACUGUCUUCAAUGAGUAAAGAGGGAGGGGUUCGAGUUAGGCCUCGUCGUGAAGAUGGUCGUCUCAUCUUGGAAGCAAUGCCUUCCCCUUCUCAUCCUUCUCGUUUCAAAGCAGAGCGCAGCGAUGGCAGGCUUAGGCUUCAACUCUUGUCUACCGUCAACCAUUCUCUCAGUGAUGACGACGGAUCAAUUGAAGCAGAAGGAGAGCAAAAAGAAGAAGGGGCUGAAGAAGAUGUUGCAGAUGAGGUGGAGGAGUACUGGGAUGAGAAUGAAGGGGAUGAAACGGGAAUGAGAAAGAUCCCAAGGCCAAGCAGGUGCAACGAAAACGGGAACUUGAGCAACCAAAUGCUUGAAUGGGAGCCAUUCUGGGUGGCUACUUAA
This is a messenger RNA of Neltuma alba, 855 nucleotides long. Its product is annotated as protein FANTASTIC FOUR 2. The record is from RefSeq and is a predicted model, not a curated record. The coding region runs from base 1 to 855 and encodes 284 amino acids. The transcript has a single exon. NCBI's taxonomy places the organism in Eukaryota, Viridiplantae, Streptophyta, Magnoliopsida, Fabales, Fabaceae.